CUUCGGUGCUUGGGAUCUUCGGGGGGGCGAGUGGGGGGCCGGACGCGCUCGCGACCUUCAUAUGCAUUUCGCAAACAUGUGGUCAACAUCUGGGUCUCGUCUCCUGGGUCUCCUGGCAUAAAGUUCUGUUGCUGAAGAUACUCGCUUUUAUCUUCGUACUACAGAUGAUCUUUAAAAACCGUAGUACGUGAGAUCUGUCGCCUAACAAAUCCAGACCGCCCAGAUCGAUGUUUGCAAAAGUGCAUACUUCAACAAGGCGUACGACAACGCGCAGGCGUUUAACGUGAACCCGCUGCUGGCAGACCGGCUGAAGAUGAAAAAGGUCAACGUCGCUGAGUACGCGCAGCACGACGUGGAGUUUGCGCGCAAUCUGCAGGCCGCCGUGCACCGGAGGAGCAAGGACUACUUGGAGCGACUGUACCACGGUCCGCCCGUGAGGCCCGCGAGCGGAGACGAGGGCUACUGGUCGGAGCCCGAGGUUCGGACCACGCGGGUGUCCCUGAAACAGAACCUGAUGCAACGCAGAGAAGCGACGUCGCAGGAGCGGGAGGGCUUGAAGGACGGGAGCCGGAUUGAGGAGCUCUACUCGCUCGCGGCGGGGGCGCUCCCCGAGUUUUGUAUCGCCUUUCCCCGGAAGGCGGACAACGACGGCAGCUGUCAGAGCAAGCUAUGCAUUUUUGCAAAAGCAUCGGUCUUCUACUACGCAUUGCAUGACAAAUAUAUUUUCCGUAAGCAAAAAAGGAAUUCGUCAUGCAGGUUAUCCGGUAUUCGCACGCAGACCUGUGAUGUUGCCAGACUGCAAUUCGUACGAAAGCGAUCAUGCCUUUGCAGCUGAUAGAAGCAGCUCCGGUACGAUUACGAGAAACAGAAAAUGGCCGUCGACGCGGAUUUGAAAGAAGUGCGGGGCAAAAUCGCGGUGGGGCCCAGCGACGAGACCAACCAGAUUGAAGGGAAGCUGCAGAAAGCCUUCGCCCGGUACGACGUGCUGCGCAAGGCUUUUGCCACGAAACUGGUCGCGUUCGCAAAGACCGCGUGGACUGCCCUGAGCACGUUUGACACCAACGCCGGCAUGGCAGGGCCGUCGUCGUUUGUGCAAACAGGUAGAGACCAACCACAUGGUCUCCGGAGUAAAAAGAAAGCAACGGAGCAGCUGGCGCACGGUGAACAACUGCGCUUUGACGACCCUUCUGACCGUUCUGAUUUGAAACUACUUGGGUCGUCCACCACUUCCGGCAGCGCUUCCCCUCGUCCUGCCGGGGCCUUGCAAAAGGAGGAACGGGUCGUGGAGCUGCGAAAAUCUGACGACCGAAAACAAGGUCCGCCCCCUCAUAGGGACCUGUUCACCGUCGCGGCGGGCUUGCUACAAAUGGCGAACGUGGAGCAGAAGGUCAUGCUGAAUUAUUACGACCACACGGACGUGGGACUGUCCACCGAGAUGGAGGCAAAAGGCAACGAGUUGUUGCAGGACCCGUUGCAGCUGCACCCGUUUGCCUACAACAACCGGAACACGGCCACGACAACCGUCGGCGCCGCCUUUGUCACCGUGCCGACGGACCCCCAGACGCAGGUGGAGCCCGCGGAAGACAUGACGUCGAGGACGCGGGCUUGGAAGAAGUGGAAGCAGGACACGCUGCAGGUCUUCCCGCAACUUGCGUUGCGCGUGCGCCAGCUCGCGCGGCUCGGCGACGGGCUGUACGGGCUGGGCAAACUCUUGGGCGCGGUU
This is a messenger RNA of Amoebophrya sp. A120, 1723 nucleotides long. The record is from the annotation of a GenBank genome assembly. Lineage: Eukaryota; Dinophyceae; Syndiniales; Amoebophryaceae.